GCGAAACGUAUAAAUGGCUGCUAGGCUGGGUUCUGGUGCUCCUUGUUUUCAGCCUCUGCUUCCCCUUAGACGUUCUCGCUCACGCUCAAUAUUUAUCCACGAACGAUGACACACUUAACUUCUAGUCCGAGUUCGCCGCUACCAUCUACCACACCAACCGCGGUCUCCUCUCCUGCUCACUCUAAUCUCGACCUUACUAGAUUCAACUCUCCCCAACAUGAUUCUACUCGAGCUGAUCUCUCAUAUCCAUUCGAAACUACCAAUGUCAAUCCUGUUGGACAACUUAAUGAAUACCGUGCCAGGUCACCUACGGGUCUCAUACCGGAACGCUACUUGGAACCCAUCGCCUCCCGGACAAGUGAACAGACACAUACACGCACCGUCAUUGAUGUAGAAAAGGGAGGAAAAACCAAGGGAUCGAAAGGUUUUCAGUUCGUGACCUGGAAGGUGGACGAUCCAGAAGAUCCGAGAAAUUGGAGCAAUCUUUACCGAUGGUAUAUUACCGCUGUAUGUUCGAUCGCCGUUGUACAAGUGGCAUUCGCAAGUGCUGUCGUUACUGGUGAUUUCAAGGGGAUGGAGAGCGAGUUUGGAGUCAGCGAAGUAGUCGUCGCUCUUUCUGUGUCUCUGAUGGUCGUUGGGUUUGGUUUGGGUCCGCUAGCUUGGGCACCUCUAUCCGAGCUAUAUGGACGUCGGCCACUGUGGGUCGGCCCUUCUCUCAUCUACGUCAUCUUCAACAUACCCUGUGCUCUUGCGCCAAAUAUCGGCACUCUACUCGUAUGUCGCUUCUUGUGCGGGUUCUUUGCCUCGGCGCCCCUUACCCUUGCGGGCGGCACGAUCUCCGACGUAUGGGACAACAACGAACGAGGACUUGCCAUCGCUUUGUUCGCUGCUGCGCCUUAUGGUGGGCCUGUCUUGGGUCCUAUCGUCGGUGGUUUCGUUGGAGAAAACAUUGGAUGGAGGUGGAUGCUUUGGGUGAACAUGAUUUUCGCUGCUGUCACAACGGCCUUCUCGUGCUCUAUUCCAGAAACUUUCGCUCCAGUACUGCUCGGGAAACGUGCGGUAACGCUGCGGAAGGAAACUGGCGAUGAAUCCAUCGUGACAGAGCAGGAGAUUUACGGGAAAUCCGUCGGACAGUUGUUGGUUGAGACGCUUAUCAGGCCUUUCGAAAUGAUUGUCACAGAGCCUAUCCUCCUACUAAUGAGCUUAUACAUCGCACUCAUUUACGGUCUUCUUUAUGCAUUCUUCUUCUCCUUCCCUGUCGUUUUCGGGGAAGGUUACGGUUGGGACGAUGGCCGUGUCGGCUUGACGUUCCUUUCGGUUAUCAUCGGCCUGCUCCUGGCUCUCUUCUUUACGCCACAACUGGAGAAAGAUUAUCUCCGCCGCUGCGCUGAGCGGGGUGGAAAAGGCGAGCCUGAAGACAGGUUGAUUGGCAUGAUGAUGGGCGCACCGUUUGUUCCUAUUUCCCUUUUCAUCUUCGGGUGGACAAGUCCUCCCUAUGUGAUGCCUGGCGGUGGCAACUGGGUUGGCCCCUGCAUUUCUGGAAUUCCCUUUGGCUUUGGCAUGGUUAUCAUUUACUUCUCCGCCAACGCCUUCCUCAUUGACGCAUUUCCUGGCUAUGUCGCGUCUGCUCUUGCAGCCAAGACCGUCAUCCGAUCUGGGUCGGGCGCUGCUAUGCCUCUAUUCAUCACUGCUAUGUACCACAACCUGGGCAAUGGCUGGGCCGCAAGCGUCUGGGGUUUCGUCUCCUUGGCAAUGAUUCCUAUACCAUUCUUCUUCUACCGGUAUGGCCCGCAGAUCCGUGCGCGGUCAAAGAGAGCUACUACUUCAUAAACGGGCUGCUCUCCGUUUUGGCUGGGGUGUGUUGUCUUUGAGGGGCUGUUGCUUUUUUUGUUCGGAGUUUUGCAGUUGCUGUUGUUGUUGUUUUUAGGACUUCUCUCUCAUUGAGACUCUUGCAUUGUAUUCUACAUCACUAAUUUCUCUCACAUUCACAUGUCAACCUACCUCCGACAAUAGAAUUUCUUAUCAUUUUACCAUUUUUAAAUCAUCAUCAUAGACUAGUAUACC
Messenger RNA from Stereum hirsutum FP-91666 SS1, 2064 nucleotides. RefSeq names its product MFS general substrate transporter. Lineage: Eukaryota; Fungi; Basidiomycota; Agaricomycetes; Russulales; Stereaceae. The coding region runs from base 106 to 1830 and encodes 574 amino acids. Gene Ontology annotation, biological process: spermine transport; transmembrane transport. Gene Ontology annotation, cellular component: fungal-type vacuole membrane. The record is from RefSeq and is a predicted model, not a curated record. The transcript is spliced from 11 exons. Gene Ontology annotation, molecular function: spermine transmembrane transporter activity.